AUGUCAGAUGGUCAAAAACGGUAUGAACUGGGCCAAAAUGAAAAUGAAAGAAGGGCAGACCAAUAAAGCGAUGGGUCGACGAGAUCGAAAAGAACGAUUAAAUUGGGAUGAUAAAAAUCUUACAAACUGCUGGACCGAUGCAGAAGAUUUUAUUCAAUACCCAUUAUGGGCUCCAUUUAAUUCUUCUGGGCCCCGAAUCCGACACGGAUGCGGUAACGCCCUACGAGUUCCGGUGAUGAACGAGUAG
Molecule: messenger RNA, 247 nt
Organism: Pieris macdunnoughi
Lineage: Eukaryota; Metazoa; Arthropoda; Insecta; Lepidoptera; Pieridae
Source: the annotation of a GenBank genome assembly